AAAGGACGAAGAGGAAGCGGCGGUGUUGAUCAGAUGGAAGAUGAAGAAGAAGAAGAGUGGCGGGGUAUCGGGGUUCUGGCCUUCUUCUGGCUCCUCCUCGCCCUCGUCAACCCAGCCAGGAGCGAGCUGGCUACUCAGGAUCGAUGCGCACACGAUACCAACGGCAGGACAGGUUCGCCGAACCACAUCCGUUUCAGCCUGCAGCAUCCGAUUUUCGAAACGGACAUACUUGUCUCCGGUAUCAGAUACCAAGCUGUUGUCACCCCCGGCCCGAAAGUAACGGACUACAGCCUUUGGGUGAGGGGAGAGUGCAUUUUUGGCACUUUGGACCCGGUGCCUCUGACGAAAAAUUUCACAGUGCCGGAGAGACAGCCUUUUGUAAAUUUCACAUUGAGGUAUAGAUUAGUGGACGACAACGUGCCUUUGGUGCUGCCAGUCAACUAUGAAAUAGCCCAAGUCUGCAAUCUCACGCUGAGGCCACUUUCGUCUGGGAAUUUGAGUUCUUCGGACCUGCCGGGCCCCUGUCUCCUCCGCAUGUCGUCGAGCCUGUUCAACAACCGAAAGGGCAUAGUGAUCAGGCUUGUAAAGCUGAACGUGGCCUGUUCGAAAGGAGGGCUCGUACUUGGCGACCACGGUCGUAUCUGCGGAAAACUGCAAGAGAUUAAGGAAAUCGACCGAGUUGCCCAUUUUCCCGAUGGGCUUUCCGUGAUACUCGUCGAGGGCGUUACAGUAUUCGAGAUAUCAUGGCGGUGUGUGGAUCACUGUUACAACGUGACUUUGACAUCCAGGAACGGCAGCUUGGAUCUAUCGCCUACGUCGUCUCUGUCGUGCAACUACCGCCUUCAUCUACCAUAUGGCUACAAAGCAUCUAUAUCUUUAGGAGUUGCUAGCCUCGAACAGCCAGAACAGCUUCUUUCCCCAGUCUCAUCUAAAAAAGAAGAAUGCAACGGCGUCGAGUUGUUCAUCGUAGAUGGGUCCGCUCAGUGGUCUCACUGCUACCCAGCGCCCGAUACGUCCGGUAGCACGUCUCAGACCUCAGCGUACAGAGAGAUGCAGCUUUUAUCCAAUGGGAACUCGGUCACUCUGAGAGUUCAAGCCAAGGACGGACUUGUCGCCUAUCCCUCCAUUUCAAUAAGGUACGAGGCAAUUGGGGAAGAAUCACUGAUCGGAGGAUGUUCCUGGCCCUGGGUGAGGUACUCCGUCCUCUGCCUUCUCGUCGUCGAAGGGCCCAAACUGCCGUGGAGAGAUGCAGAAGAAGACUGUAUCAGCAAAGGUGGACAUCUCGCUUCUAUUCAGAGCCAAGAACAGCAAGACCUUAUCGAUCUAAUGCUUCUUAACAGCCCGAGUUACAGAGAUGAGAAUUCAUACUGGGUAGGAGCUACGGACGACAGGGUCGAAGGAGACUUCCAAUGGUCCGACUCACUCCCUUUCACAUAUACAAACUGGUUCCCCGGAUGGCACGGUGGCGAGGUGAACCAACAGCCGAACGACGACGGCCUCAGCGACCAGGACUGCGUCGAACUGCGCCGACUUUAUAAACUCCCUGGAUUUUCAAGGGCUUCCGACUUGGCAGAGACGUUCAUGUGGAACGACAGAGACUGCAAGCAUGACAAUCUUUACAUCUGCGAGCGACUCGUGUCCGGAGAACGAAUGCUAACCAAGGAAGAGUUAAAAGGAGCGGAAUGCAACCGGACGAUUAUUCUUACAUCGGAAGAUCCUAGGACGACCGUCACGUCGCCGGAAUUCCCUCGGCCCUACCCAGACGAAACGGUGUGCCUGGUGAAAAUUGAAACACCCCUCUUUUUCACCAUCCUUCUUGAAUUCGAAGAACUUGUACUGGAGCACGAACCAACCUGCAGCUACGAUUACGUGGAAGUGCAGAGUGGAAAUUCGUCGACGAGGCUUUGCGGCGAUUGGUCAAAUAAGUUGAAGUUGCUUCGCCAGGUGCUGCCUGGGCCCAGCAUGACCAUAAAAUUCUUAAGUGAUUAUUCGCACAACUUCGGCGGAUUCAAAGCUCGCAUAUCAAUAGAACAAACAUGGCCCGAGUGUGGCGACGACAGGUUGCAGCUCUACAACAACUCCUGCUACUUAUUUGUCAGCUUUCCAGACGUGUCGUGGCACACAGCCAGAGAGAUUUGCAGGGAGAUGAAAGCGGAUCUUGCUAGCAUACACAGCUCUGCCGAGGAACGUUUCAUAGUCAGGAAAAUCCGCGAGUCCCGCGAGUACACCACGAGCGCUGUAUACUGGCUGGGAGCGAAAUGGACACAGGAAACGGGCAAUUGGGCCUGGGACGACGGGACGAGUCUUGACUACAACGGUUGGGUUUCGAACGAGAACUUCGAGAAGAAGGACAUGCGAUGUCUGGGACUUCAAUGGACACUUUCACCUGCACCGCUACUGCCCAGCAGUCUGUACUGGUCAAUACAACAGUGCGAGACCCCCGGUGGCUACGUCUGUAAAAAGGAUAACCAAGGAAGUGGACUUCAUUUGAACUUGAACAAGACUAUCAACGGUUCAGAAGGAACGCUCUCUUCUCCGCAGCACCCAAGGCCUUAUUUAAACAACUUAGAUUACUGGAUCGAAAUAAACUCUCCCCAAAAGACCAGAAUUGUUGUUGUCCUUACGUUUCUUGAUCUUGAGCAUCAAGCGAAGUGCCUUUACGAUUACCUUGAAGUGCUUGAUCCACGACUUUCCGAAGACUCGACAAAACUCUGUGGUCACUAUAGUCUUCAGCAAUUAAAAAAUUUGAGAAUUGUGUCAUCCGGAAAUAUAAUAUUAGUGCAUUUCCGCUCGGAUUAUUCUAUCUCAGGUGAGGGAUUUUCUCUCAGCUGGAAAGCUGUCGAUGUAUCUGGAUGUCCUUUGUACACUACGACCGCCCAGGAAGGAGUUCUCACCAGUCCCAACUACCCGCAAUUUUUACUGUCGAGGAUGGACUGUUCUACGACUAUCCUAGCACCAGUAGGGAAAAGGGUUUGGCUGGAAAUUACAGACUACGACGCGGAGGAGCCAAUUUUGGAAGUCGACCUGGGUGGCGGAGAAGGCAGGCUUCAGCCUUUCACGAUGCCUGGCAUCCUGUCUGACGGCGCUUACGUCUCGGCAGGAGAAAGGAUCCAGAUCACACUCAGAACUGGUGACAAUCCAAUGGGUCGAGGAUACCAAGCAAUAUACAAAACGGUCGGAAACGCCAAAGAAGAACAUAUUGUCAAUUUGGGAAAUAUCACGUUCGGACGGCUCCUCGAUAUGAACUAUCCGAGCGUACCACCUCGCAGAAUCGAUCUGACCCAUAGGCUGAUCGCUCCGAUCGGCCACACCAUUCACCUACAGUUCAACCCGCCAAAUCAAAUAACUGCUUUGGAUUUAAAAGGUCUGGGAAAAUUGGAGGACUGUUCUCAAGACAACGACGUGGUCGAAGUCAUUGAUGCGUAUUCCGACUCGAACGGCACCGCCUGGAGACUGUGCGGGGACAACAUCGGAAGCCAAAUAUCCGUGGAGACCUAUCUGAACACGGUGAGCGUCCGGUGCAAGUACGGCGAAAAGAGAUCUCGACGUCACAACAUCACCGUAACCAUAAAACCAGAUCCAGAAUUCAAGACAAAACUUAAGAAAAAAAACCCAACAUGGGUCGAGACGUGCGAACCUAAUCCUUGCCAGAACGGAGGGAAGUGCAAGACCAACGCAGAGGGAAAACAUUACUGCACGUGUACAGGACAUUUCACUGGAUUUCUUUGCGUUGUCACACUCUGUGAGCUUGAACCUUGCCUUUUCGGCCGAUGUGAGUUGAACGAGACUAGUUUCAAAUGCUACUGCAAGCCUGGCUAUCACGGUGAACACUGUGAUACGCGACAUCGGCCCUGCAGCUCGAAUCCUUGCGACAACAGAGGAUCCUGCGUUGAGACGAAUGACGCUUCGUUCAAAUGCCGUUGUAACGCCUGGUGGGAAGGAACACGUUGUGAGAGGAAAAGAGUGAAUAUUCCAUACAAGCCGCUGUCAGAGAGGAUGCUACAAGAACCCUUUUGGCUAGGACUCAUCACAGUCACGGUCGUCUUGGGAUGCAUCGGGCUGUUUUGGUGUGCCAAGCGCCACUUUCCCGAAAAGCUGGAAAAGCUUCUCGCCGAGGAGAACGAGAGAGGAAGGCCUUAUAUGUCGACGCGGCAUUGCCCUUCUGUAAGAGAACGGACGUUAAACGCAAGCGUAAGCGGGCUCGGAGUGACGACCGGCGGUUCCGGAAGGACGGGAGACCCCCUGCCACGUACACUUCUCGGAAGAUUGGGUAUCAGAAAACCAUCGCUUCUCCUAGUGCCAACCAAUCACCAGCUGCGCCCGGCGUCUUCCAGCAGCUUCCAUCAAGGGAGGACAUUUAGCCUCGACGACCUGGUGACUGGCGCAACGACGCCCUCCCCGAGGAAGAAACGGAACAACUCGACGCCGACGAAAAAAUCUUCAGCUUUUGAGAAAAAACAGAUUCUCCAGUCGCUCGUCUCUCCGGCAAACAUCGGUGCGAAUGCUGACUCGAUACCGCUUUCGAACAACACGCUAACGGUCGAGCCUUCGACAUCCGGAAACGCAGAAACGUCCUUUUCCGUCAAACUCACUCCAGGUUUAUCAUUAGACCACUCGCUGAAACUAGAAAAGAAGGUGACUUUUGCGAGGCUGCUUGACAAAGUCUCGUCGGAGAUGUCGUCUGGAUCGGAAUUGGAAGUGACCGGUGGCUCGCACGGGGCCCUUUCUGCACUAGAAAUCGACGCGAAAUCGCCGAAUUCGACGUCGAGCAAUCAGGGGAGCGACUCCCGCAGCAGUUCCGAGACUCAUCUCUCACUCGCAGGAAUGGAUGUCGUCGGCGGAAAGAAAGCAGGGCGGAAAACCGCCUCGGCCGAUUCCAUCUUGGCCAUGUUUCGCAAUUUCACUUCCGUCAACAACGGCAUCGCACCAUCGUCACCGACCUCGACGACGCCGACAGGUUCCAGCCCCAGGGACGAAGUCGCAGGGAGCGACGACAGCUCGGCCAACACGCCCACUUCUUCCAGCAGCGGUAUCGCCGAUUCUCCGAUGUUCUCCAAAAAGAACACUAUCCAAGUAACGGUGUUUGACCCUCUAAAUGCGCAAAAGUCUUGCAACAAUCUUCUCCAGCCUCCUUCCAUUCUUUUGGAAGUGCCGAACAAAUGUCUUUCGCCGAUCAGAGAACUUCCAACGCCUUCACCGAGCCCGGCCAUCACGCCGGUGAUGCCGAGGCACGCGAUGAGCUUCCUUUCCCCAACGGCUUACAGAAAUGAUAUGAAAUUGGAUUUGAGGACAGAUUUAAAAGAAACGAAUUCUUUAGUCGUUCCUGUUGUCACUGUGCAAGAAGCUUCUCCGGUACAAGUUGUCACUCCGGGUAUGAUUUUCCCGGGCUCUCCUCCACCGCAGCCUUCUAAAUCACACUGUAGGCCUCUUCUUAAAGAUGUCGACAAGCCGAACUCGCUUGACCUUCCGUGUCCUCCACCCAUUAUCACGGUGACCUGCAGUAUGACGGAGGGUGAGUCGGACGCCGACUCUCCAGCCAUCAAGUCCGGCCCGACGGGCAUGUGUUAUCUCAGCCCAUUUUCGAUGUGCUCCAGGAACGACAGGACGACUUCGGAGUCGAACUUGAGUUCGUCUGGUUACAGUUCGAUGGCCAGUCCCGGCCCGUCUAGAUGCGGGAGCAACAAUCCUUUAUGCCCCACCGACGAAGAACACCACAUUCCGCGUCGGCCGUCCCCUCUUCUGCGAGCGCCUUCGGAAGACGCUGACCAACACCGCGGCAGGUCCGACUCCGAAACAAUGUCCGACGAUCCCCAAUUGGAAUCCAACGAUGAAGGAUUCGGGACGGAUCAGCUCGAAGAAAAAAUUGAAGACGGUGAAUUGAAAAGUGCGAAAGAACUCGAAGUGUUCAUGGACGAUUGUGAUAAGGUUAAAUUAACAAGUCCUUCAGCUGUCAAACAUUGUUCUAGCUUCGAACUUUUAGAAAACUGCAGGACGAGAAAUAGAGUCAAACACUGCUCCAGUGUAGAAGCGGGUCUUGAUAAGUACAGAAUAACGCCGCCUCCUGUUAGGCACACUGGAUCUGCGGAAGAAUGCUUGGAUUCGAAAAGGCACAGUAAGACCCUCCAACUUCCAUCGAUCCUGGUCGAUGGAGAACCGCAUACCGAGAAGAAUUACAGCCCGGUAAGCUCCAGGAGCGAGAGCCCCUUGAGCGAUAAGACCGGCUUGGGGCGGUUCUCGCCUAUGUUCUACGGCAGGUUCACGGACUCGGAUGGUCUUUACGACUGUAUCAGUUCGGAUCCAUCCUUCAAGUCUCGCAAGCAUUCCUCUGGCCGGAAAAGAGAGCGGAGAAGAUCCAAAUCCCCGACAAAGAUAUCACAGGUGCACCUUGAAGUUCCCGGAAAAGGUGAACCACUUAAGAUAAACGUGAAAAGCGGAAAACCAAGUCCGAAAAGAAGAGCGCGACUGCCACAUCCAAUUACUUCAAGUUCUUCCUCCUCCGCAGAAAGUUUGAACUCCAUACGAGACGUGACUGUCUGUCUAAGCAGGGAAAAAUUAGCAGACAGUCUGAACUCGUGCGCCGAUGGUCAUUGGUCACAAGACAAAGAAAGAGCAACAGAAGACUCAGCCGAUGAUACAGAAGACGUAACGUCAAAAAUGCUUCCUGACAAUACCGAAGGGGGCAGGGGACUGAAGAAGAUUUCGAGGAUGAGGGCUAUCGGUCACCAGAUCAGGUUCCUACGCCGUUUGGAGCAGAGCCUGAAACGGAACCGGGAAAGGCUGUCCAGCCCGGAAAGACCCCUUUUGCCCCAGGAAUCGGUUGAAAAACGUCUUGCUUGGAUCAAGCAUUGCACAGCUGCCGGCGACCAUCCAGAAUGGACCCAGGUGCCGGUUGCCAGUACUGGUCGCAACGACUGAACGGCCGGUUUUGGAAAAGAAACCUUUUGAGGAAAAUAUCCUUGGCUUUCAUUGAAAAAGAAAGGCCUUUUGGCAAGAAAAGCCGAUUUUUCUAUUAGAUGCCUUGAUACUCUUUAUUUGCCUACUGUACCAACUAAUGACAAGUGUCCGUAUAGUCGCUAAAACUUCUUCCGCCGUGAUUAUAGUAUAAAUUUACAUUGUUUCACAUGUUAAUUACAUAAAAUAAAAUAAAUAACAUAAAAAAUUGGGUCAAACCUAGAAAACGGAGCAUACAUAAAAAAAUUCCCAAUGGAAACAAUUUUUAUUGUCCAUUUUCACCUUUUGCCUUCGUACUUCUUAAGAAUGUAAACGUUGAACAUACAAAUUGUGCAGUCGGACAUGAUCAGCCAGGAUAUUAGAAUGUUUUCCCAAGCCAGCUAUGAACUUGAAGCUUUACUAAGAAUUAGCAAAAAAAAAUUUUUUUUCUCCUUAUCUUAUCUUUUCUAGAAGAUAAACUUUGAUGCGGAACAAUCAAACGACGAUUUUGUCACCAUGAGGUGAUGGGAUCUGUGGAAACAUUAAAAGCAAUAAAUUGCAAUAUGUACAUAAAUUAAACAAAACAUAGUUAAUAAGGUUCUAAA
Molecule: messenger RNA, 7535 nt
Organism: Cimex lectularius (bed bug)
Lineage: Eukaryota; Metazoa; Arthropoda; Insecta; Hemiptera; Cimicidae
Exons: 31
Coding region: 34-6915 (2293 amino acids)
Molecular function (GO): serine-type endopeptidase activity; calcium ion binding
Source: RefSeq, a predicted model, not a curated record